AUGCUAAUGCUGAACCAAACAGACAUGACUCCAGCCUCAUUCAUUCUUAAUGGUAUCCCAGGACUAGAGCACAUGCACCUCUGGAUUUCCUUCCCAUUCUGCACGAUGUAUGUUAUAGCUGUGGUGGGAAACUGUGGACUUCUCUGCCUCAUCCGCUAUGAGGACUCCCUGCACAGGACCAUGUACUAUUUCUUGGCCAUGCUUUCCUUUACUGACCUUGUCAUGUGCACUACUACAGUCCCAAAAGCCCUCUGCAUCUUCUGGUUCCAUCUUAGGGAAAUCAGCUUUGAUGAAUGCUUGGUUCAGAUGUUCUUUAUCUACACCUCAACAGGGAUGGAAUCUGGGGUGCUCAUGCUUAUGGCCCUGGACCGCUAUGUGGCCAUCUGUUACCCUCUGCGCUACUCAGCUAUCCUCACUAAUCCUAUCAUUGCCAAGGCUGGGUUAGCCACUUUUCUGAGAGUGGCAUUGCUUUUCAUUCCUUUGAUGUUCAUCACCAAGAAAUUACCCUACUGCAGAGGCAAUAUAAUAUACCAUACCUGCUGUGACCACAUGUCUGUAGCCAAGUUAUCUUGUGGAAAUAUCAAGGUCAACGUUAUCUAUGGUCUAAUGGUUGCUCUCCUGAUUGGGGGCUUUGAUAUCCUGUGCAUCACGGUCUCCUACACCAUGAUCCUACGGACGGUGGUCAGCCUCUCCUCGGCGGAUGCUCGGCAAAAGGCCUUCAGCACCUGCACUGCCCACAUCUGUGCCAUUGUCUUUUCCUACAGUCCAGCCUUCUUUUGUUUCUUUUCCCAUCGUUUUGGAGGUCACAUAAUUCCUGCCUCUUGCCACAUCAUUGUGGCUAAUAUUUACUUGCUCUUGCCUCCCACUAUGAACCCUGUUGUCUAUGGGGUGAAAACCAAACAGAUACGAGACUGUGUCAUAAGGAUCCUUUCAGGUUCUAAGAUUACCAAAUCCCCAUAA
This is a messenger RNA of Myotis myotis, 960 nucleotides long. RefSeq names its product olfactory receptor 52N4-like. Gene Ontology annotation, molecular function: G protein-coupled receptor activity; olfactory receptor activity. Gene Ontology annotation, cellular component: membrane. The transcript has a single exon. Bases 1 to 960 code for a protein of 319 amino acids. Gene Ontology annotation, biological process: G protein-coupled receptor signaling pathway. The record is from RefSeq and is a predicted model, not a curated record. NCBI's taxonomy places the organism in Eukaryota, Metazoa, Chordata, Mammalia, Chiroptera, Vespertilionidae.